GCUCGACUUUGCUGAGCCGUGAACCCUGAACCCCCGCUCCGGUCGCUACCGGUCCGGUGUGCCGGUUCUGGUCUUGGUCUCGGUCCCGGGCUCAUGAACGGCGGCAUGGCCGCGUCCUCCAACCGGAUCACGCUGGGCCCGCUGGUGGCCGCCAUCGACCAGGGGACCAGCUCCACACGGUUCCUGGUGUUCAACUCCAAGACGGCGGAGCUGCUGAGCCACCACCAGGUGGAGAUCAGACAGAGCUUCCCUAAGGAGGGGUGGGUGGAGGAGGACCCCCGGGAGAUCCUGCAGUCGGUGUACGAGUGUAUGGAGCGGACCUGCGAGAAGCUGACCCAGCUCAACAUCGACAUCUCCAACAUCAAAGCUAUCGGAGUGACCAAUCAGAGGGAGACCACGCUGGUGUGGGACAGGCGGACCGGCGAGCCGCUCUACAACGCCAUCGUGUGGCUGGACCUGAGGACUCAGUCCACCGUGGAGCGGCUCAUCAGCAAGACUCCGGGGAGGAACAAGAACCACCUCAAGCAUAAGACGGGCCUCCCCAUCAGCACCUACUUCAGUGCGGUGAAGCUCCGUUGGCUGCUGGACAACGUCCCCGAGGUCCGGGAGGCCGUGGAAUCGAACCGGGCUCUGUUUGGAACCGUGGACUCCUGGCUCAUCUGGUGUCUGACCGGCGGGGCAUGCGGCGGCGUCCACUGCACCGACGUGACCAACGCCAGCAGGACCAUGCUGUUCAACAUCCACACCCUGAACUGGGACCCCGAGCUCUGCAGGUACUUCGGCGUUCCCAUGGAGAUCCUGCCUCGAGUGAGGAGCUCUUCAGAGAUCUACGGCCUCAUGAAAAUCAGUUCUAGUCUGAAAUCCGGGGCUCUGUCCGGGAUCCCCAUCUCCGGGUGUCUGGGAGACCAGUCUGCGGCGCUGGUGGGACAGAUGUGCUUCCAGGACGGGCAGGCCAAGAACACGUACGGAACCGGCUGUUUCCUCCUCAGGAACACCGGAUCCAAGCCGGUGAUGUCGGACCACGGCCUCCUCACCACGGUGGCCUACAAGCUGGGCCGGGACAAGCCGGCCUGCUACGCUCUGGAGGGCUCGGUGGCCAUCGCCGGAGCCGUGGUGCGCUGGCUGCAGGACAACCUGGGAAUCAUCGGCUCCUCCGAAGAACUCGAGCAGUGUGCCGCCUCUGUCGGAACCUCGUACGGCUGUUACUUCGUCCCGGCGUUCUCCGGCCUCUACGCUCCGUACUGGGAACCCAGCGCCAGAGGGAUAAUCUGCGGCCUGACCCAGUUCACCAACAAGAACCACGUGGCGUUCGCCGCCCUGGAGGCCGUGUGCUUCCAGACCCGAGAGAUCCUGGACGCCAUGAACCAGGACAGUGGCAUCCCGCUGAGCCAGCUGCAGGUGGACGGCGGCAUGACGUCCAACCGGCUGCUGAUGCAGCUGCAGGCCGACAUCCUCUGCAUCCCCGUCGUGAAGCCCUCCAUGCCGGAGACCACGGCUCUGGGCGCCGCCAUGGCAGCAGGAGCGGCGGAGGGCGUCUCCGUCUGGAGCCUCCGGUCUGAGGACCUGAAUGAAGCCACCUGCGACAAGUUUGAGCCCCAGAUCAACCCUGAGGAGAGCGAGCUCCGGUACGCCCGCUGGAAGAAAGCCGUCCAGAAGUCCAUGAACUGGGAGACGACGGAACCGCUGAGCAACGGGAACGGAGAAGCCAGCAUCUUCAGCAGCGUUCCUCUGGGCUUCUACAUCAUGGGCAGCAUGCUGAUGCUCAUCGGGGCCAAGUUCCUCCAGCCCUCCUGAGCGAUGACAUCACUUCCUGGUUCCUGACCAAUGGAACGUUCUCCAGAGAGCCUCUGAACGGACUUAUGAUUUGUGCAUGAAUUGUUCUUUUUUUUUUUUUUUUUUUUUAACUUUCUGGGUUUGUUUGUGUGGAGAAACUCACGUCUGGUUUCAUGAAUAUUCAUUUUCUAAUUUGCAUAUUUUGGACACAAAUCAUUUCCUACAUUUAUAUUUAUUUGUCAAUAAGUGUUUGCCAAAGUUUACAGUAAUAUUCACUGGCCCCUAAUAAUAUUUAACUGACUAAAAUUAAAUUUUUAGUGGUGACAAAUCAAUAUUCACUGACUUCUAAUUCAUAUUUAGUGACCAAUAUUUACCAUGUAUGGACCUGAAAUAUAUAUGUAAUGGACACUAAAUAUUGUUUUAGUAGCCACUGAUUAAUAUACAUUGUUAAUAUUCACUGGCCAAAUUAUUUUGGAGCCAAAAAUGUGUUUAUUAGCCACAAAUAUAUAUGUAUUUGCCUCAAAUUAGCAUAUUUAGUGGUCACUAAUCGAUAUGCAUCGCCAGGAAUCAAUAUUUCGUGACCAUUCAUUAAUAUUCAUUGCCCAGAAAUGAAUAGUUUGGGUUACCAAAUAUUCAUUGGCAGUUAUAUUACUAUUCAGUGGCCAUUAAUUAAUAUUAAUUGGCUGCUAAUUGAUGUUUAGAGGUCACUAAUUAAUAUUAAUUGGGCAUAAAUUAAUAUUAAGUGGUCACACAUGAAUAUUUAUUUGCUACAAAUUAAUGUUUAGUAGUUACCAAAGUUCAUCAUCAAUAAUUUGUGGUCAUUCAUAAAUAUUCAUUAGUAAAUAAUUCAUAUUUUUGUGUCAUCAAUUAAUGUGCAUUAACACUAAUUGACAUUUGGUAGCCACUAAUUGAAAUACACGAGUCCUAGCGUAUUUUGGGAUCUAUAAAUAAUAUUGAUAAAACACUAAUUAAUAAGCAUUGGCCUCUGAUUGAUUUGUGGCCACAAAUUAAUAUUUAUUGGAGAAAAAUUAAUAUUCAUUACAUUCAUAUUUAGUGGUCGCCAAUUAAUAUCUAUUGGUCACUAAUAUUUAGUGGCUACAGAUUAAUUUUCACUGGCCAGAGAUAUAUAUGAAUUGGCUGCUAAUUUACAUUUUGGAGAAACUAAUUAAUAUUCAUUGGACAAAAAUUAAUAUUAAUAUGCUGCUAAUUGUAUAUUCAUUGGCCAUUAGUUGAUAUUCAGUUCUCUGAAACAUGUUUAUCAGUCAUAAAUAAACACUUAGUGGCCACAGGUGAUGAGUCGAUGAGUUAGCCAGCUGUCAGGGUGGAGUAGCUUCAAGAUGUGAGCUUCUGGUCUGGGGUCUGUAGUUUGAAUCUGAACAUCAGAGAGAUUAAUUUGCACUAAGAGAUUCACUCAAAGGGAGGCUCCUUGUUGUUGUUUAUUGUUGUUGUUUUUUUUUCUAAACUAAUACUGUUGGAUUUUCAUUCUAAUGUGUUGUAACAUUUCCGUCUGCAUGUGACACUGUAGUUUCUCUGACUGUACCGCCGACGACCGGCUGUCCGGGUCAAUAAAGGAUCAGUAAUCCCCGUUUACACCAAACUACAGGCGGAGGGGUUUCAAUAAAGUCAC
Messenger RNA from Salarias fasciatus (jewelled blenny), 3400 nucleotides. RefSeq names its product glycerol kinase-like. Gene Ontology annotation, cellular component: mitochondrion. Gene Ontology annotation, molecular function: glycerol kinase activity. Lineage: Eukaryota; Metazoa; Chordata; Actinopteri; Blenniiformes; Blenniidae. The record is from RefSeq and is a predicted model, not a curated record. The transcript has 20 exons. The coding region runs from base 94 to 1794 and encodes 566 amino acids. Gene Ontology annotation, biological process: phosphorylation; glycerol metabolic process; triglyceride metabolic process.